AUGGCCACCGCGACCAACCGCGUCCUCCGCGUCGCACUCCGCGGAGACAGCAUCCUCACCCACUCCCGCUUUAACAAAGGCACCGCCUUCACCCACUCCGAGCGCAAGGCCUUCGGCAUCACCGGCCAUCUGCCCUACCGCGUUAACACCCUCGAAGAGCAAUGUGCGCGGGCGUACGACCAGCUCAGUACUCGCGAUGAGCCGCUCCGGAAGAACACCUUUAUGCAGAGUCUCAAGGACCAGAACUGGGUUCUCUACUACGGACUGCUCAGCAGGCACGUCAAAGAGCUCAUCCCGAUCAUAUAUACCCCGACCCAGGGCGAUGCCAUCGCGCACUACUCCCACUUAUUCCGCAGGAGUGAGGGUCUCUACCUGUCGUUCCCCGAACAGGAUGCCAUGGAGGAAGAGUUCCUGGAGUACACGAACGGACGCGACAUUCAGCUCUUCGUGAUCACAGACUCGGAAGCAAUUCUCGGCAUCGGUGACCAAGGAGUCGGCGGAAUCGGUAUUGCAACCGCAAAGUCCGCGAUAUACACACUGCUUGGGGGAAUGGACCCAUCGAAAACUGUGCCCGUGGUGCUCGAUGUCGGAACAGACAACCAGGAGCUCCUGCAUGACAACCUCUAUGUUGGUUGGUCAAAUAGUCGCGUACGAGGAAAGGCCUACGACCGAUUCGUGGAUCGGUUCAUGCAGCUGGUGCAAAAGCACUACCCCCACAGUCUCGUGCAUUUCGAAGACUUCGGGGUCGGGAAUGCGCAACGUCUAUUAGACCACUACCGUAGUAAACACUCAGUCUUCAACGACGAUGUUCAAGGAACCGGGGCGGUCACCCUGGCGGCUAUGAUGGCUGCAUGUGGCGUUACCAAAACCAAGCUCUCCGAGCAGCGCUACCUCGUCUACGGCGCCGGCACCGCCGGGCUCGGGAUCACCAAGCAGCUGCGGGACGGCAUCAUGUCUAUCGACCGCCUCUCCCGCGAAGAGGCCAACAAGCGCUUCUUCCUGCUCGACCGCUACGGACUCGUCAAGGAGUCGCUCGGGCCGAGCCGCAUCCGCGACUCCCUGCGCGAGUACGUGCGCCCCGACGCGGAGUGGGCGGACGUGCAGCCAAACGACAAGGGCGAGAUCGGGCUGCUCGAGGUCGUGAAGCACGUGAAGCCGACCGCGCUCAUCGGCUGCUCGACGCACGCGGGCGCGUUCACGGAGGACGUCGUGCGCGAGAUGGCGCGCGGCGUCGAGCGCCCGAUCAUCUUCCCGCUCUCGAAUCCCAGCAGGCUCGUCGAGGUCGAGCCGCGCCUCGCGAACGAGUGGACGGACGGGCGCGCGCUCAUGGCGUCCGGCAGUCCGUUCCCCCCGUGCAAGAUGCCGAACGGGCGGGACUACCCCAUCGCGGAGUGCAACAACGCGUUGAUAUACCCUGGGCUUGGGUAUGGGGCGAUGGUCACGCAGGCGCGGCGGCUCUCGGACACGAUGAUCAUCGCGGGCGCGCGGCGGCUCGCGUCGCUCUCGCCCGCGCUCUCGGACCCGGACAACGCGCUGCUCCCGGACUUCUCGGACGCGCGCCAGGUGAACACGGAGGUCGCGGUCGCGGUCGCCGAGCAGGCGAUCGCGGAGGGCAGCGCCGGCGUCGACUGGGACCGCGAGGAGGUGCGCGACCGCAUCGCGGAGCGCCAGUGGAUCCCCGAGUACGCGGACUUCAUAUACGACCCUGUAAAUGGCGAGGGCCGUGUGCACUAGGGCGUGCUAGAUGGCUGAGGCGUAGACUUAGACUAGACUUUGCGCGGUAGCGUUGUCGUAGAGUUUCCUUCUUGUUUUUAUGUGUUUAGAAGUACCUUAGGAUCGGACUUUAUGCUAUCGACGCUGUCCC
Trametes versicolor FP-101664 SS1 is the source of this 1864-nucleotide messenger RNA. RefSeq lists its product as uncharacterized. Lineage: Eukaryota; Fungi; Basidiomycota; Agaricomycetes; Polyporales; Polyporaceae. Gene Ontology annotation, cellular component: mitochondrion. Bases 1 to 1734 code for a protein of 577 amino acids. The transcript is spliced from 7 exons. Gene Ontology annotation, biological process: pyruvate metabolic process; malate metabolic process. Gene Ontology annotation, molecular function: NAD binding; malate dehydrogenase (decarboxylating) (NAD+) activity. The record is from RefSeq and is a predicted model, not a curated record.